AAAGUUGGGCAUAAAGCAAUACUUAAACCUGCUUCUUGGCAUGGCAUCAGAACAGAGCUGAAAUACUAAUUUGAUUUAGACAGAAAUCAUGGUUCGUCUGACCUUGGAUCUAAUUGCCAAAAACAGCAACUUUAAACCCAGAAAAGAAGAAACCACCUUACAAUACCUGAAGAAAAUAACUCAUAUAAAUUUUUCAGACAGAAAUAUAGAUGCAAUUGAUGACCUCUCUCUUUGUAAAAAUCUUAGUGUUUUAUAUUUGUAUGAUAACCGUAUUAGUCAAAUAAUUAACUUGAAUUUUGCCACAAAUCUGACCCACCUGUACCUACAAAACAAUUGUAUUUCAUGUAUAGAGAACCUCAGUUCAUUGAAGAACCUGGAAAAACUGUAUCUUGGAGGCAAUUACAUUGCUGUUGUAGAGGGUCUAGAAGGAUUAGAAGGACUGAGAGAGCUUCAUGUUGAGAGUCAGAGACUUCCCCUUGGAGAAAAGCUUCUGUUUGAUCCAAGAAGUCUUCAAUCUCUGGCAAAAUCCCUCUCUAUAUUGAAUAUCAGCAAUAAUAAUAUUGAUGACAUAAAAGACUUAGAACUACUGGAAAAUCUUCAUCAACUCAUAGCAGUUGACAAUCAACUUUUGCAUGUGAAGGAUUUGGAAUUUUUACUGAGCAAAUUGAUGAAACUGUGGAAAAUGGAUCUAAAAGGAAAUCCUGUUUGUCUCAAACCAAAAUACAGAGACAGAUUGAUACUAGUCUCCAAAUCACUGGACUGUCUUGAUGGAAAAGAAAUUAAAAACAUGGAAAGACAAUUUCUAAUAAAUUGGAAAGCAUCCAAAGAUGCCAAGAAAAUCAGUAAGAAAAGGAACAGUAAAAAGGAGGAUGACAGUAUCUCUUAUAUAAGUACCUUUGAAGCAAUGCAUCACAUAGUUCCUGUUUAUUACCCACAAGUGGGUAAGCCAAAAUUAGUCUUUCUCUCUGAUGCACAAAGACACAUUGCCAAUGAAAAUGCACCUCUAGAAAGCUCCCAAGAUAAUAAGCCUAAAAUUAUUGAAGAGACCAGGAAUCUCUGAAGGAAUCUGAAAGGUUGUGACAAGAAGUGAUGAACAUGAACCUCACCAUCUGUAUCAUCCAAAAGUAAAAGAAAAUUUGUUUGUAAAAAAAAAAACAAAAACGACUCAA
Molecule: messenger RNA, 1169 nt
Organism: Myotis davidii
Lineage: Eukaryota; Metazoa; Chordata; Mammalia; Chiroptera; Vespertilionidae
Gene: PPP1R42
Product: protein phosphatase 1 regulatory subunit 42
Exons: 8
Coding region: 89-1060 (323 amino acids)
Molecular function (GO): protein binding
Source: RefSeq, a predicted model, not a curated record